Molecule: messenger RNA, 2583 nt
Organism: Iphiclides podalirius (scarce swallowtail)
Lineage: Eukaryota; Metazoa; Arthropoda; Insecta; Lepidoptera; Papilionidae
Source: the annotation of a GenBank genome assembly
AUGAGGCAGCGAUUUAACUUGGGCUGGGAAGACAAAAUUCCAACAGAAGGAAUAUUACUCGAGUAUCAUAAUUUAAAACAAGAAAAAGUGGCUUUGAAUGAAAAACUGCUCGCUUUUGAAAAUCAAUUAGUUGCAAUAGAAAUCGAUAAUAGAGAAAAAGCCACACUCAUUUCUAAACAAACAAGGAUGCUUAAAAAACUUGGAUUUAGAUUAAAUGUUCAAAUAUUGGUUGAAGAAAAUGAAGGAUUACGUAGGGGGCUUGAAGAAAUUUUAAACUUUUUAAAAGAUUCCAGCUCCUCGGGGCUAUUGUCUUUUGAGUGCCCUAGCUUAGAAGCAGUCUUACACGCCUUAGAAGCUAGACAUGCAGCUGGUUGGUUUGCGCCGCAUUUAGCGACCACUAUGCAACUGAAAGCAGCUAUGGGCGCUAAUGACGUCAAAGACAUUGUUAAUAAAAUUGACAAUACAGUUUCCCAAACACAACUGCAAGAGAUUAGUCUAGAAUUAGAAUCCAAAAACUUAGAAAUAGAUACACUUACCAAGAAAAACAUGGAGCUACAAGAAAUGCAGAUUAAACUGAUCGACUCUACGAUUGCAUCCGAGACAAAGGAUGAAAUAAACAUGAUGAAACAACGUAUUACUCAACUAUGUAAAGAAAAUUUUGCUCUGAAAGAACAAUGUAAAAACGUCCAAAGUCAAGUGGAUGUAGUAAUUUCACAGAGAAAAGAUAACGAACAUAGACAUUUAUGCUAUGAAACAGAAAUAAACAUGUUGAGACAUCAAGUUCUAGACUUGCAAUCGAGCGGUGAAAACAAAGCAAUCAUUGCCAGAAAAUCCAGAGCGAUCAACAGCUCUAAUACAGAAAUUAUCAAAGAGAGUAUCUCUAAGUAUACUUUAAAAAAUGCAGAAUUAGAAGACAAGUGUUUCAAAUUGCAGAACAGUUUGGAUGAUUACAAAUCAGAAGCUAUCAAUUGUCAACGUGAAUUACAACGCUGGAAAGAUCUUGCUUUAGAAAGACUGGAAAAAAUGGAGCAAAUGAGUGUGCAAUUAAAGGAACGGCAUAACAACGAAGUGGAAUCCUACAAAGCAGAAAAUCAACAUUGGCUUUUACAGCUGAACGAAACUCAGCGUGAACACAUGGAAUUGCGUUCGCGAUUAACGGAGCAGAAAGCUUUACACGUUAAACAGCUGUCGGACAAAGAUAAUCAAAUAGAACAGCUCCGAUCUGUUAUACACAGUCUUAAAACGCAAAUAAUGAACAUGCAAACGAUGCUGUCCGUGAACGAUCCCAGCUUUGAUCUUUCUGCUAUCGUUGAAGUGGAAGAAGCAAGUGACGUCUCACAACAAGGCUCUGAUAAGCUAGAGUUGAAGUUUGAUUCUACCGUCGAUUUGCAUGAAAUUCACGAUGACUUUGCGAGAAUGGCUACCUCUACUACAAUUUGGCAAGAACCCGUGCUAGAACGUCUACGCCGAGAAAAACAAUUACUCAGCAAGCAAAAUGGAAUAUUACGUAGACAAAUAAAGGCAGUAGCAGCCAGGGAACGAAGGGCGCGGCUUGACGCUCAGAAUCUUAAGAACCAAGUGUUUAGAAUAAGCACAUCAGGAAGCAAGACAGCGAGUGUCGAGCGAGACACACACUCUUCUGUGGCCCUGUGGGACAAAUGGAAGAGGGCGCAACAGGCUUCAGAACGGUGGCAAGCCCGAUAUGAGGAGAAGUGCCAAGAGGUUAAUAAACUGGAUGCCAGUUUACACCUAGCAAAAUCUGCUGUGACCAGGUUGGAGAAAGAAAAACGUUUGUUACUUUCAAGGCUAGCCGAUGCUAAAAAUGAAAGACAACUGGUGUUGGAGAAACAAGACGGGGAAAUGUCUGAGAAGCGCUCAAUAUCUCAUAGCGAUGCAAGCGACAUGCAUACAGUACCGGUAUCAACGCGGGCCUUGCUUGAGCGUAUAGAGGCUCAACAGAGACGCAUCGCCGCCCUUGAGUUCGCUGAAAAUGGAAACGAGCCGCUAGUUUCAGAGUACGAAAGAGCCCUGGCGGAGAUCACGUCGCUCAAAGGUCAAGUGCUGAAAUUAGAGUCGGCUUUAUUAGAAACGCAAAUUCGGUCACCCCUCAAGAAUACGCAUGAAAACCAGCCUGAACUCGAAUAUUGGAAGAGUUACUGCGAUAUGCUGAAAGAAGAGAACACUCAGCUUACAAUGCGCGUGACCUCCCUAGAGUGUGCGCCGACGACCGCGCACCAGCACAGGGUCAACGACCUCGAGCAGACCGUACUGACGCUAAGAGGACUGGUUAGCAAAUUGCAAGCUGAACAGAAGUCAUCGGCGACGAGUUCGCAAAAACGAGCCGAUUCAAGGCCAAGUAGCGGACGCACUGUUCCAGAAAAGACACGAAGUCAGUUGGAGUCAUGCAAAACCGAAAUAUCAAACUUGAAACGAAGUAUACAGGAGAAAGACACACUUCUUGAAAAAUCUAAAGAUAUGCUGAGAAUUGCAGCGGAGCGUGAAGAUGAAUUAUUGAAUGAGAACGCAUUCUUAAGGCGACAGUUGGAAGAGUUGACAAAUCACAAAAGGGGUUCUCUAUCAGCU